AUGGCCGGGAACGAGGUGGUCCUUCAAAUGGAGGAGCAGCGGAAAGUAGUCGCUGAUCAGUUUGGAAAACCUGCGGAUGGCAGUGAUCAUAUGAAAGCCUUGGCUGACUUAAAAUCCAAAUUUCGUCGGCUAGAAAAUGAAGAGGAAUCUGAAUCUCCAUUAUCAUCAAGUGUAAAGCCACAAUGUCCCAUGGUUCCAAAGAGAUUGCGACCAGAUGUCAAGGGUGCUGAAGACUACUACUUUGCGCCAAAACUCAUUUCUUUGGGUCCUUACCACCAUGGCAAGCCCCACCUCAAGGAUGGAGAAACGCUCAAGCUUAAAUUGGCAGAAGCCUACAUCCAAGAAUGUGAGACAACAGUGGAUGAAAUUUACCACACAAUUAGCGAUAGCAUUAGUAAGCUGAGGGGCUGUUAUGAUGCGGAGUCCACAAAGAAAUAUAAGGAUGACGAAUUAACCAUCAUGAUGCUGGUGGACGGGUGUGCUUUACUCUGUUACAUUUUAUGCGUUUGCUUAGGUUAUGGCCAUGAAGAUUUCAAUAUCAGAUAUCAGGAUAUAAGCCUUCUGCACCAGGAUGCGUUGCUGCUGGAAAACCAGCUUCCCUAUCAAUUACUCCUUGAGCUGAUGAAGAUGGUGGACCCAGAAUCGGCCAAUGAUUUUUGGACGGCCAUGUUCCAGGAAUUCUUCGGCAUCAGCGACGAGUCAAUAUUUCAGGAAUUUAUCGGUAUGAAGAAGAAGGAGUCAUUCCUGCAAAAAAUGAAGAAUUAUUGCCCCCGCCUAUUCCUCCCAAUCAACCAAAUUAUUGACCCCAAAUCGAAGCCGCAAAGUCCUAAUAACGAGUCAAAGCCUUGUCAUCAUCUCCUCGAUCUCUUCCGAAGAAAUUUCCUAGGCGAUGAACGUUCCGGCAGCCCAACGCACCCAGAAAAUGAAAAUUUGGAAGGUCCUUCGUCAUCGGAAACUGAAAUUGGCCGGAGGCUGGGUAGAGCAUCAGUUAGAGAUGUGAAGGAGGUUAUGGCAUCAUUUAGAAAUGUGAAGGAGCUGAUGGACGCUGGAAUCCGCAUCAAGCGCAGUCCUACACGUCACUUGAGGGACAUUUCUUUCCGUUCAAAUGGGAUCACCGCAUGCCUGAGAAUUCCUCCCAUCACCAUUGAUAACUCAACCAAGGCUAUGUUCUUGAACUUGAUAGCCUAUGAAAUGAGCUCAGACGUCGACCAUGACUUCAUCUCUUACCUUCGCUUCCUUGAUUCCCUCAUUGAUCAUGCUGAUGACGUUAAGGAGCUGCAGUCCAUCGGGAUACUCCAAAACAAUCUAGGAACCCACGAAGAAGUGGCUCAAUUCUUCAACACGGUGUCCGCCAACUUGGAAUCCAACUUUCAUGCUUACAAAGACGUGAGAGUGAAAAUUCGGAAGCACCUUCAGAGUCACUAUAACAGCAAACUGACAAUGUGGAUGACACAAUGCCUGGACACCUAUUUCGGUAGCCCCUGGACAAUCAUAGCUUGGGUUGGUGCAGCUUUGGCCCUAUUCCUUACUUUCGUCCAGACUUACUUCUCAGUCUUCCCUCAUUGA
This is a messenger RNA of Vitis riparia (riverbank grape), 1566 nucleotides long. Its product is annotated as UPF0481 protein At3g47200-like. The coding region runs from base 1 to 1566 and encodes 521 amino acids. Lineage: Eukaryota; Viridiplantae; Streptophyta; Magnoliopsida; Vitales; Vitaceae. The record is from RefSeq and is a predicted model, not a curated record. The transcript has a single exon.